Molecule: messenger RNA, 3762 nt
Organism: Cuculus canorus (common cuckoo)
Lineage: Eukaryota; Metazoa; Chordata; Aves; Cuculiformes; Cuculidae
Gene: COMMD5
Product: COMM domain containing 5
Exons: 7
Coding region: 13-699 (228 amino acids)
Cellular component (GO): nucleus
Source: RefSeq, a predicted model, not a curated record
GGCCGUGCGGCCAUGGCGGCGGCGGCGGUGACGGGGAAGGGCGCGGUGGUGGUGGCCGGUGGGCAUGGCGACAGCGGCGGGGCCCGCGGUGGGUUCCUGGGGCCGCGGGUGCCGGCCGAGGUGGAGGCCAUGGCGCGGGCCGUGCAGGACGUGGGCAGGGACACCUUCCGGCGGCUCCUCAGAGUCACUGUUAAUGCAUUGGAAGGAAAAGACUGCAAGGAAUCUGUCAAGCUGAUUGCGGAAAGCUCUAAUCUCUCAGAAGAACAGCUUGCUUUCCUAAUUUCUGGCAUGUAUACCCUUCUCCGAGAAGCACUGAGACUCCCCUUAUCAACUUUCAAACAAGAAGUUUUUAAGGAAGACCUAAAGGAGCUCAGGAUACCAGAAGAUUUCAUUGCGGACUUCUCCAGUAUAGUCUUUGGUAACAGGCGUCCUGCAUCCGAAGGCACAGCUUUGAUACAAAGAAGUAGACUGCCAAGUGUCCAGGACUUCAGGUGGAGAGUGGAUGUAGCUAUAUCCACAAGUUCACUGGCCCGUGCACUUCAACCAUCCAUUCUAAUGAUGAUGAAGCUUUCGGAUGGGACAGCUCAUCGCUUUGAAGUACCAGUUGCAAAGUUUCAAGAACUGAGAUAUAAUGUUGCCCUUAUACUGAAGGAAAUGAAUGAUUUGGAGAAGAGGAGCAUACUGAAGAUCCAGGACUGAAGGCUUUUAAAUCAGGAGCUCAUAGUUCAGAUUCAAAACCCUCAGCGAGUUUUGUGAAUGGCAAAGCAGGGGACCAGCACCACUUUGCCUCUCUGCACCACAACGUAGUAUUUAUCUGCUGUAAAUAUUUUUUUAUUCAAGUAUUAAAAGCACAAGCUCUUUUUAUAAGACUUAGGAAAAAACAAAAAAUAUGUCUAUGAAAAAUGUAUAAUGCUGUUUGUGAGCAUUUUUGCAUGAUUCAUCAAAACAUUUUUUAAAUAACAGUCUUAAUAGACGUAAGAGUCAUUUGUUUCUGAUUAUGAUUCAUCACUCUAAUUAUUUUUGAAAGCCUGCUACCAGAAGCCCUGUCAAUGUGUAUCGCAAGAAAACUCUGCAAUAUCUCAAAUAAAAAAAAAAAAAAAAAAUUAAAACCCAAAACCAUUCCUGCGAUUUAGUAUGACAAAUGUGAACUAGAGUUUUGCCUAAUUAAAACUGCCGCCUGGCUUCUCACUAGUGAUGGAGGUAUAGCUACAGAGAUUUAAAGGCUAAUUUUGAAGAAAUUUGGAAGUCUGUGGAUCGAGAAAGAAGUAUCAACUGAGCAAUAGAAUUGCAGAAGUGGAAACGUACAAUCUAAGUCUUUAUCUGGUUGAUCAGAAUGGGCUAAAUAGCAGUGAUCUCCUAGAUUUCUAACUGGAAAUGCCUGCUGCUUGUUUCAUGUCUUUCCUAUAUAUUUGAUGUGAACAGAAUCAUGAUUAGUGGGCAGAAACCUCUGCCAUUGCGAUGGCAGUGGACAGCAGGAGGCAAUACCUUUGUAUUGUGCAAGUCGCAUCCUGGGAUGAAGACACUACAUGCAGCUCUGGAAUGAGUGCUACAGGUACAAGGAUAUCCAAGCCCCCAAAUGAAGAAAACAGUUAAGAAUAGGCUGCAAUUCCCCGAAUUGGUCAGGCAGUUGAACUUAGAUGAUCUUUGUAGGUCCCAAUGGAAAUAUUCUGUUCUAUUCUAUUCCUUUAGCCCAUGAGUAAAACUUAGAAGAACUCCCAUAACUUGAAGCAUAUGUUUUAAGUCUCAUUUAAAUGCCAUGGGACCACAAGUAUAUCCCUAAGGGUUUUGCCCAGAGGGAUGCAUUCCUCAAUCAUUGCCUGAACGAGUUUUCCCCCAGCAGCAAAGAUAUGAAUGCUGUGAGCAAUGGCCCAAAGACUGCAUAGGUCAUGGCCCCUAGAACUACACAAUUUAUCUGGCUGUCAAAGGCAGUUUAGAAAGCACGUGCCACUGCCAUUGCUGAGCAUUGGCUUAUUCUAGCUGCUUGCAGGGCUCCUGCCUCGGUAGUACCACCCUUUGUGAUUGUAGAACUUGCCUUUUAUCUCCACACUCCCUACAGAAAACUAAUGAAAUUAAAACUGUGGAUUCGGGAGGCUUUUUACGCUCCCACAGUUGUUUGUGUACGACAGGAUUACUUGGCUUACGGAUUUCAAGAAUCACAACAGCAUUAAAAGACUUCAUUGUCAUACUUCUCAAGAGAAGACUUCUUUGACAGCAGUCCAUGCCACUAACGACAGCUAACUAGCUGUGGUCCGGAGAGCUUUUAAAACCUGUGCUUGAAUGUGUCUUGUAGUUUCAAGUGAACAUAUUGACCAUGAUUUCAAACUGUUCAAAAGCUGCAUGUUCCAUUUGCUGUCUUUGUAGCUACUCAUCAAUAACUUCCAGGUCUGAUCCAUACUGCAUCUUAACUACUGUGCUCAGGUCACAGCAGAGCAAAUAAAGAACCGGCUCCUCUAACUUCAAAUGGACUGCAGAUAGCAUCAAUGUGAUGGGGUUUUUUUCAGUUUUACUUUGUAAAGCUUGUUCACCUUCUUUCUGGAAUUACAUUAUCACGAGCUGUGAAACAACAUACAUUCUUAUGUUCUGUGUUAUAACCUGUCCCUUCUAAAUAUUUAGAUUUGUGUGGGUUUGAACUGGAAAGGUAUCUUGGCUGGGGCUGUAAGUGAAGUAUUAUCAGUCAAAUGGAACACUGCAUGGGUGUAAAGUGACCUGUUGCUCAAGAUAUUUGUAAAGUAUUUUUUUACUGGUCAGAUUAGAAGGAUCCAUAAAUACCUUUGCCUUCUAAAUAGAAUAUAUUCCUUCAGUUGUUCUGUGACAGCAGCUGCCCACUUUCUCAGAAAUGGAAAGGCUUCCUGACUGUUUUCUUCAUGUUCUUUGCAAGGGGCGAUGGACCUCGGAGUCUCAAGUUUGUUGUGCCACAUAUUAAACAGGAGUUUACUGUAAUUGGAGGUUUACCAUGCACAUUGUGGUGUACUCAAACACUCAGGAUUUUCAUUCCUUUGUACUAAAAAGCUCAUUUGGGUUUUCCUUCUGACAGAUAUGUUUUCCAGUAAAACAGCAGUUGUCACCACAAAAAUGGCUAGUGGAAGUGGCCAGUGGAUAGUUUUGAUAAAAUAUAAGCCUUCAAAUUAUUGUUAGGUUUCUCAGAACUUAAUGGCGAAUUAUGUGUUAAAUACCUCUUCAACACUGAAAUAUUUUCUUAUUUCACAAUUAAAAUACUCUGGAAUUUGAAUUUUACUGAAUUUCUGACUGCAGCCCUUUCAUUCUAGUACAGAACAAAAGUAACGUGCCAAGAAUCUGAGUAUGUCUGAACAGAAAUGGUUUUACCCAGCUCACUCUAGGUCUGGUUGUGCUUCAAGGGCACACUGAGUCUCCCUUUCUGUAUCAUGCUGUGGAAGAUAUAACUUGAAUAGGAUGCUCGUUUUGUUGGUCCCGAGGUCUUGUCGACCUGAUCACUACUCAGUCAUCAGUUAGGAAUCCUGAUUUAGGAUUCUGCCACACCAAUUUGUCACGAAUCCUGAUUUAGGAUCCUGCCAACUAUGCCAGUUCAUCGCAUAUCCUGGUUUAGGAUUUAUUAAUGCUCUUGAGGUAGAUCACAAGAUUAGGCUGUGUAAUUCUUAACAGCACUUAAUCAUCAGCCAAUGUAACAAAGGGAUUCAAUGGAAUUUGCUACAAUCAAAACAGCGACUUAGUUAAAGGUUCAAUAAUGGCAAGGUUCACCCAAGAUUUUGCAGGGUUUCUUAAAUCAAAUCACACAGACACAGA